AUGUGCGACAAGCGUUUGUGCGCCUGUGAGCCGAAGAAGCCUUCGAAAUCUCCUGCCGAUUUGUCAGGGAAAAACCUGGAAGAUUCGUUCGUCAGAUUCUUAGAGAGCGAAAGCCCCUCAAUGCUGAAGAAGUAUUUGACCCGCGAUGUAUUUGACACGUUGAAGAAUCGUUUUACGAGUUAUGGUUCCGGUCUUCGCGACGUUAUACAAUCGGGACUGGCAAAUCCGGAUUCGGGAAUCGGCGUUUAUGCCCCAGAUCCUGAAUCUUAUGAGACAUUCCGCGAGCUAUUUGAUCCAAUAAUUCAUGACUAUCACGCAGGAUUUCGGUCCAUGGAUGUGCAGCCCAAGUUGGAAUGGGGUGACGGCGAGUUACUCGGUGAUCUAGAUCCAACAGGAAAAUACGUUGUCUCGACGAGAGUACGAUGCGGUAGAUCGUUGAAGGGCUUUCCCUUCAAUCCUACCAUGAAGGAGGCGCACUAUCGAGAUAUUCAAACCAAAGUUUCGAAGGCAUUGGAAAGCCUGGACGGUGAACUCCAAGGGAAGUAUCACCCACUCGAGGGAAUGGACAAACAGACCCAGCAGACUCUUAUAGACGAGCAUUUUCUCUUCAAGGAGGGCGAUCGAUUUCUUCAGGCAGCAAACGCCUGUCGUUACUGGCCAGUCGGGAGGGGCAUAUUCUACAACAAAGCAAAAACAUUCUUGGUUUGGUGCAACGAAGAAGAUCACAUCCGAGUGAUAUCGAUGGAAAAAGGUGGAAAUUUGAGCUCGACUUACGGGCGUCUGGUCAGAGCGAUGAACAAGCUUGGAAAAAUGCUUGAAUUUUCGAGCGACAACAGGCUCGGUUUCCUCACAUUUUGUCCGACGAAUUUGGGCACGACGAUUCGUGCUUCGGUGCACAUUAAAUUGCCCAAGCUGUCAGCGGAUUUUCCGAAAUUGUUGGAAAUCGCUGAAACGUAUCAUCUUCAGGUGAGAGGAACCAGGGGUGAGCACAGCGACAGCGAAGGAGGAAUCUACGACAUAAGCAAUAAAAGACGAAUCGGAUUGACCGAGUUCGAGGCACUCGUUGAAAUGAGGGACGGUAUCCGUGAAUUAAUCACCAUGGAGCAGAUACUCAAUGAAGAAUACCGUCAAAGUGAUGCAAGAUAG
Venturia canescens is the source of this 1146-nucleotide messenger RNA. RefSeq names its product arginine kinase-like. The record is from RefSeq and is a predicted model, not a curated record. The transcript is spliced from 4 exons. Lineage: Eukaryota; Metazoa; Arthropoda; Insecta; Hymenoptera; Ichneumonidae. Gene Ontology annotation, molecular function: creatine kinase activity. Gene Ontology annotation, biological process: phosphocreatine biosynthetic process. The coding region runs from base 1 to 1146 and encodes 381 amino acids.